CAUUUGUUGCUUUCAUCUUCCCGCCCCUCCCCCUCUGCUCCGGUUUAACAGAAACGCCGAUCAUGGUGUCGCCGCACGGGAUUAAACUGGCGGUGCAUCUCAUCUCCGCUUACUUCGGCGAUAUCGUUUCUAAAGUAUGCGAAUGUCUUCUACGUAAAGGAACACUAUCACUACAGCAAGUGCUACGAUUCACAGAACUCAAUAAAGAGAAUGCUGCCAACUCUUUACUUGUGUUGAUUCAGCAUAAUUGCGUUCAAGCCUUCAGCAUUGAACAACAAGGUGGAUUUAUGGAACAACCAAAGAUGGUGACUCAUUAUAUGGCCUUACAUGACAACAUCAUCCACCAUAUGAGAUUCUCUAAGUUUUUGGCAAUCAUAUCAGAUGAAUUUGGACAAGAGUGCAUGGAGAUUUUUGAAGGAUUACUUCAACAUGGUAGGUUAUCAAUGAAUCAGAUCGUGGAUAGGUAUAAAGAUAAGCAUAAGUCACAUACAAGUGAAGAAAAUAGCACUGCUGCUAAUGUGGCACAUGAAAACUUCAAUAAACUUGCUCAGGCACACUAUAUUGAAAGAUGCCCUGCUCGUGAACCAUAUCUUGAAUCAGAAAAAGAAGAUGAUACUGCUGGAAAGAAAAAAACUGCCAAGUCUAAGAUGAAUGAUCCAUCACAAACCCUUGAAGCACGUGCAUUAGCUGCUGCAACUCCUAUGGAAUCAAUAAGAUUUUUAGUUGAAUCAGAUACAUAUACCAAUGGUGCCCCUGAUGACAAUAGCAAAAAAAACCCUACUACAGAAAUCGUCGGGGAAAAGCGCAAGCAAAAUUUCCUGGAACCUGAAAAAAAAGAAAUCCUUUGGCGCGUCAAUUUUGAGGAAUUUGUGCGACACUUUCGCCACAAGUGUUGUAUUACCCAUGUGACAACACGUAUGGAUAAUGUAGCCGGCAUUGUUCUAAGUGCAAUUUUUGAGGCAACUAGAAGAGAUGAAACUAAAGUGAAAAUGGAAAAAACAGUUCCUCUUCCCAUUGAUAGAAUAUAUGAGGAAGCAAUAAAAAGGGAAGAAGGUCGAAGUUUGAGUUUAGAGCGUGUUAGGGAUUCCCUUGUCCAAUUAGGCUGUGAACUCCCCAUAAUUGGGUUAGAGUUAGAUGAAACAUAUAGUAUUGAUUUGAAGAAGAUCAUUGAUGAGGCUCAAGCUCAGGAGGUUGAAUCUGUUGUGCUGAAAAAAUAUGGCAGGGAGGCUUAUAGGAUAUUUAGAUUAUUAUUACAAUCCAAAAGGCUAUGUGAAACUGAUCAGAUAUGGAUGGCUACAUUUGUUGAUAAGAAAGAUGCGUUGAAGAUUCUAUUUCAGCUAUGGAAAGAUGAUUUGUUGCAUAUGGAGAGAGUUGCAAAUGAAGGACAGAAGUUGGAAAGUUUGUGUUGGAAGUUGAAUAAGGUUUCUGUUUGGGAACAAGUUUUAGAUGACAUGUAUCAUGCUGCACUCAACUUAAAGCUUCGCCUUGUUCAUGAGCUUGAACAAGCAAAAGAAAUCCUUCGUAAAGGAAAGAGUGUAGGAGACGAAGUGUUGGCAAAACGCAAGAAGGUUGGCGAAAAAUGGGAGGUUCUAGAUUCUUCUCUCAUGAUUCUUGAUGAUGCUAUUAUGCUAUUUCAUGACUUUUAA
Messenger RNA from Lactuca virosa, 1646 nucleotides. The record is from the annotation of a GenBank genome assembly. Lineage: Eukaryota; Viridiplantae; Streptophyta; Magnoliopsida; Asterales; Asteraceae.